CACGCGCACCUCCAUACGGAGCGAGUGCGUGUGUGUAUGAGAGGCGAGACGUGUGUAGUAGGUUUCGUGUGUGUCAUUUCGAUUCCAGCACGCACUUGCCUGUGUUGCUGCUACUGUUCUGGACAUUAACCGAACCGCUCAUACAUACCCACAUUUAUACAUACACACAUAUAUACACACACAUAUAUAUAUUUAUAUAUUAAUAUACCAAUACCUCUACAUACACCCGAUCUACUAGCCUACCCAUCUCUGUCAAUAUAUACACACAUACAUACACACACGCAAAGAAGACUAUAUGGAGAGAGAAGUGCUGUAAUUUAUAUAUACGUGUAUGUUUACAAACGAAAGAAAAAAGCACUCAAUACAUGGUGUAUAUAAAUAUAUUAUUUCUAAAGAGAGAGACCAAGUCGCAAGUGGCUGGCUAUGACGAAGGCGGCGAACGAGGACCGAUAGUAUCGGGGUGGGACUUCGAAGGAAAUAAGGAUCACAAGAAUAUAUUAUAUAUAUACAGAAAGGAAAAGAGACAGUCUGGUUAGAUAUAUACGGACAGACAUUAUACAUCAAGGCUUAUAUUUUUAAUUAAUUAUUUUUUAUUGUGGCAACGAUGGCGUAUCAUUCCCAUUUAGACCCAGAUGAUUCGUUUGAUUUCUUGUUCAAGAUCGUCCUAAUUGGCGACGCUGGUGUUGGAAAGACCUGUGUGGUGCAGCGCUUCAAGUCUGGGACAUAUCUGGAGAAACACGGCAGCACCAUCGGAGUUGAUUUUACCAUGAAGACCCUUCAGAUCGAUGGUAAACUAGUCAAGCUUCAGAUUUGGGACACUGCUGGCCAGGAGAGAUUUCGGACAAUCACACAGAGUUAUUACAGAAGUGCCAACGGUGUGAUCAUUGCUUACGAUGUGACAAAACGAUCUUCAUUCGACAAUAUUCCACGGUGGUUGGAAGAUGUAAAGAAAUACGCAGGAUCAAACAUAGUGCAACUAAUUUUAGGAAACAAACAAGAUUUAGAACAUCUACGAGAAGUAAGCGUCGCUGAAGCCAAAGCAUACGCACAACAUUGCUCCAUGCUGGAUGCAAUUGAGACCAGCGCUAAAGAAAAUACCAACAUUGACGAAGCAUUUCUACGAAUGGCUAAGGAUUUGAAGAAGAGAUUCGGUGGUGAGAACAGCCUGGAAAACGGUCCUGGCGGCAAAAUAAACUUGAACACACGUACAGUUAGAAGCGGGGGAUGCUGUGGCAGUGGAAAUUCUUGAUGUAGAACAGAUCUCUUAUACCUUCUGCAUCAUCAGCAUUAGCAUCAUCAUCAUCACCACCAUCAUUGUGAUCGCUACCAGCACCACCACCACUAUCAUCAUCAACAUCAUCAUCAUCGUUGUUCCUGACAUCUUUACCAAAUGUCAUGGUCAAACAUCAACUUUGUCAAUGAUACUAAUGCCAGCAUCAUCAUCAUCAUUACCAGCAUCAAUCAUACUCAUCAUAAUUAUUAUUAUUAUUACCAUUAUUACUAAGAAGGUGGUGAGCUGGCAGAAUCGUUAGAAC
Molecule: messenger RNA, 1535 nt
Organism: Octopus sinensis (East Asian common octopus)
Lineage: Eukaryota; Metazoa; Mollusca; Cephalopoda; Octopoda; Octopodidae
Product: ras-related protein Rab-43
Exons: 4
Coding region: 605-1249 (214 amino acids)
Biological process (GO): regulation of exocytosis; protein secretion
Molecular function (GO): GTPase activity; GTP binding
Source: RefSeq, a predicted model, not a curated record